CAUUAAUAAAAAUAUAAUAAUCCGCUUUAAUUUAUGAACUUAUUUAUAUGAAAGAAAAUUGGAUUUUGUUAUGUUGGUACCAAAAUAAGAUGUCCAUUAAUUAUUAGUUCCUAAACAGAUGUGAAGAGGAGGGGCUGAUUGGUCACGUGGUUUCAGGUGCUGGAGGAAUGGGAACUGCCACGAGGGUUGUGCUGCGAUUGUUCCGAAACCGCCCUCACAGCAUAUCAGUUCAGGCAGCUUUGCAAACAGUCCGACAACCAUUGGAGGAGGUCCAUGGAAGUCAUAAACAAAGCCACACUGAUACCGCGCGACCAUAAAACCUUGUAUAUAUCGUACGCAGACGAAGUUGUAUAUAAAGAUGAUGGGAUAACGAAUUCAGCGAUGGCGGCCGCCAGACUUAAUGCCAUCAGGAAAGGUGCUAACCGGCCGAGAUACAAGAAGCACGUGAAAAUUAGCGGUGAAACGAAAUGCCGCGAUUGUGGCAAAAAAUUCCCUCUACCAUACUACCUGAACAGACAUCUGAAAAGCACACCAAAGCGGGCCUGCACUCAGUGUGGCGAGGUGAUGCUUAAGGAGAAACUGGCUAGGCAUUUGGAAACUAUACACCAGAUACAUGUUUUUUACUGCGACAUCUGUCACCAGCUGUUCAAUGACUUAUGCGGUUUGGGGCGACACAGGGAGGUUUAUCACAGAGAUAGCGCAUUGGAAUGCAAGGUGUGCAGGAACGGCUUCACCAGCGACAGAUCGCUGGCGGCUCACAUGUACUCGCACACAUUAUUUAACUGCUCGUCCUGCAACAGAGCGUUCGAGAAUCGCAAGUGCUAUAUUUACCAUAAAAGCGAAUGCACCGGAAGGAAGUCCUACACCCAGAACCUUUAUGAAUGUCAUGAUUGUGGUAGCAAAUACACCAAGAAACCCUCGCUGAGGAUACAUAUAGUGCAGAAACAUCUGAAUGUCCUGCCGUUUGUCUGCCAGACUUGCGGGAAGAGGUGUUCCACUAGGAACCAUUUGAGGUCUCAUGAGCUGGUUCACAAGACCGAGAGACAGGUCUACGAGUGUUACUGCGGUGCAAAAAUGCGAUCGGCUCUCGGCUUUGAGAUGCACCAGAGGAUUCAUUCGGGGGAGAAGCGAUAUGUUUGCGAGGAGUGUGGAGACAGGUUCCUCUCGGCCUCGAGGAGGUUGGACCACGUCAAGAGGAAGCACAGAUCUAAAGAGUUAGCCCACGGCUGCGACAAAUGCGAUGCCAAAUUCGUCAGGCCCUUCGAACUAAAAAAACAUUAUCGAUCUGUACACUUGAUAAAUAUAGUUAACUAGCGAUUAGGAAGAGUAGCGAGUAAAGAGAG
This is a messenger RNA of Danaus plexippus (monarch butterfly), 1343 nucleotides long. Its product is annotated as zinc finger protein 569-like. NCBI's taxonomy places the organism in Eukaryota, Metazoa, Arthropoda, Insecta, Lepidoptera, Nymphalidae. The transcript has a single exon. Bases 274 to 1314 code for a protein of 346 amino acids. The record is from RefSeq and is a predicted model, not a curated record. Gene Ontology annotation, cellular component: nucleus. Gene Ontology annotation, molecular function: DNA-binding transcription factor activity, RNA polymerase II-specific; RNA polymerase II transcription regulatory region sequence-specific DNA binding. Gene Ontology annotation, biological process: regulation of transcription by RNA polymerase II.